AUGGGUAGAAGAAACAAAUGCAAACCCCGCAUGAUCCCUCAACAAGACAAACGAAUAUGUGGCUGCAUCUGCUUUUGUCAGCUCGUGGUAGUUUUUAGUUGCGUUUCGCUUAUUUACCUAACAGUGGCUAUCUACAUACCGUCGUAUCGGGCCUUUCGCAGUGGGUUCGAAGAGAAACCAGUAAUGUGCCAAACGUUCAACAUAAGCACGGAAAACAAUUGCAGCUGGGCAUCUUGUGGUGAGUGGUGUCUGACCAAGACCUCGGGGUUUUGUCCCCAAAUCCACGCGACUACCAGACAGAACGGAACCACCGUUCAAUUCCUUAACUGCACCAACUUCCAGACGUCCUUCUGUCCGCCAGUAACCUCCAGCCAGCUGAAGAAACAUAAUUGCAACAACGGGACUGAAUGCGCUUCUCUCAGAGGAGUGUUCAACUGUUCUCUAGGCCACUGUACCAAUAUUUCGGAAAUCUACGAAUGUCACUAUAAGGCUGAUGGAUUCUCGGUAGACACCGACAAAGACAACGCCAAGCUCAAUGGAUUUUUUGAAUGUAAGGGUGCCAAGUGUACCAAGAUCAAAAGAUUCCCUAGUUGUGAUAGAAUCUGCAAAGAAAAUAUAACUUCGUCCACGAAAAAUGUGUAUAUCUCAGUAGGUAAUAGUGUUCAUCACGCCCAUUGUGAGUCUUCGGUCGCAACAACGAAAGCUUUCGGGAAGGAAGAAGGGAUAAUCAUAGAACCUACCCAGUUCUGGUCCAAACUUCCCAAUGAGGUAUUUAUGGUCACUUGCCACACUGUACAAUACGACGAGGUGAAACAAAUAGCACAUGCCACAGACUGUAUAAAUGGGACAAUAUACGAAUUAGAAACAAUACCGAGGCCUUACAUUACCUUCAGGCAAUUUUGGAAUUUGACAGGGAAAGAGAGUUAUGCCGUAGACCCCACUAAUCAAUUUGUUCCAACACAGUCCGCCUUAACUAUUUACAACGCUUCACGUUUAUUCAUCAACUUGGAUGGCUGCGUGAACACUCUCAAAGGCGAAUGUCUCGAAUUUCUACACACCCAUGGAAGUGAUGGAAGAAACCAAACUGCUCAGUCCAGAUAUCCGUGUUAUUACAACAAGAACAAUUCCUUCAUGGUUGUGGCCCGGUACGAUCUAAAGAGGACUUGGAGAGAUUUGAUAAUAGCGAUAAGUAUACCAUCUGCACUCUUCAUAGUUUCCUUCAUCACCCUAUGCGCGAUAAUGCAGUCAGUAAGAGUGGAUGAUGAUACUAAAAUGCGCUGUAAAUACUGUUUCGGUACCUACCAAUCGGACAUGACUGAAAUGAUUGAUAACGAAGACAGAAGAGGAAGUCAGAUGAGAGUAACGAAAUUAGAAAGAGAUGAAUUCGUUCAACAAUUCAUAUCUCACAAUCCACCAAUUAGGUAA
Molecule: messenger RNA, 1425 nt
Organism: Leptinotarsa decemlineata (Colorado potato beetle)
Lineage: Eukaryota; Metazoa; Arthropoda; Insecta; Coleoptera; Chrysomelidae
Gene: Teh4
Product: tipE homolog 4 phospholipid transfer protein
Source: RefSeq, a predicted model, not a curated record